AUGGCGCAAAACCGCCCGACAGCGGCUUUCAAUACUCUCCGGAUGGGAGAGGUCAUCCGCGAAAAGGUACAGGAUGGAGUGACUGGUGAGACAAGAGAUCUGCAAUACACGCAGUGCAAAAUCGUCGGAAAUGGUUCAUUUGGUGUCGUCUUCCAGACGAAACUUUCGCCGUCGGGUGAAGAUGCUGCCAUCAAACGUGUUCUUCAAGACAAGAGGUUCAAGAAUCGUGAACUCCAAAUUAUGCGUAUCGUUCGACAUCCCAAUAUCGUGCAGUUAAAGGCAUUUUAUUAUUCCAAUGGAGAGCGUAAAGACGAAGUGUACCUGAAUUUGGUACAGGAAUUUGUACCUGAGACUGUUUACCGAGCCUCGCGCUUCUUCAACAAAAUGAAGUCGACCAUGCCGAAUCUUGAAGUCAAACUCUAUAUAUACCAGCUUUUUAGAGCCUUAGCCUACAUUCAUUCUCAAGGAAUCUGCCACCGUGACAUCAAGCCGCAGAACCUCCUAUUGGACCCGAACACCGGCAUACUAAAGCUGUGCGAUUUCGGAAGCGCAAAAAUCCUGGUUGAGAAUGAGCCUAAUGUUUCAUACAUUUGCUCUAGAUAUUACCGAGCGCCCGAGCUCAUCUUCGGCGCCACCAAUUACACAACCAAGAUUGAUGUUUGGUCGACUGGUUGCGUUAUGGCGGAGUUAAUGCUGGGCCAGCCCCUUUUCCCCGGUGAAUCCGGUAUCGAUCAAUUGGUGGAGAUUAUUAAAGUGUUGGGAACUCCUACUCGCGAGCAGAUUCGUACUAUGAACCCGAACUACAUGGAGCAUAAAUUCCCGCAGAUCAAGCCUCACCCGUUCAGUAAGGUGUUCCGUAAGGCAGACGCAAAUGCUCUGGACUUGAUAGCGAGGUUGCUAGAAUACACACCGACGGAACGUCUGGGUGCUAUCGACGCCAUGGUGCAUCCUUUCUUUGAUGAGCUUCGGGAUCCCAGCACGAAACUCCCGGAUUCCCGGCACUCGAGCGGUCAAUUAAGGGAUUUGCCAAAUCUAUUCGACUUUUCCAGACAUGAAUUAUCCAUCGCACCACAGCUAAACCAGAAACUCGUCCCUCCCCAUAUGAAAUCUGUCUUAGCGUCCCGUGGCCUCGAUAUAGAUAAUUUCACGCCCAUGGCAAAGGCAGAAAUGAUGGCCAAGUUAGACUGA
Molecule: messenger RNA, 1188 nt
Organism: Daldinia childiae
Lineage: Eukaryota; Fungi; Ascomycota; Sordariomycetes; Xylariales; Hypoxylaceae
Product: Protein kinase gsk3
Exons: 6
Coding region: 1-1188 (395 amino acids)
Biological process (GO): signal transduction; protein phosphorylation
Cellular component (GO): cytoplasm
Molecular function (GO): protein serine/threonine/tyrosine kinase activity; protein serine/threonine kinase activity; ATP binding
Source: RefSeq, a predicted model, not a curated record